UAAGUUGGCAAGUCAGCCAUAUUGCAGCCAGAGGGGAGCAGUGCAGCACCCGGGGAAGGCUCAGUACAGAGAGGGCACCUCGGGCAGUGGCUGGCAGCGUGAAGGGUCUGCUGUAAGAUUGGUCCUGGAACUUACACCAUUUUUAUCUUGUGGCAAAAGACACUGAAAAAGAACCAACCAUGCCGAAACCGGUCAAUGUUCGGGUUACCACUAUGGACGCAGAGCUGGAAUUUGCCAUACAGCCCAGCACUACUGGAAAACAACUUUUUGAUCAGGUGGUUAAGACUGUGGGCCUGCGUGAGGUGUGGUACUUUGGACUGCAGUACACAGAUUCGAAGGGAUUUCCGAAUUGGCUGAAACUUGACAAAAAGGUAUCCGCACAGGAGGUGCGAAAAGAGAACCCGCUCCAGUUCAAGUUUCGUACCAAAUUCUAUCCUGAAGAUGUGUCUGAGGAGCUUAUCCAAGACAUCACUCAGAAACUGUUCUUCCUGCAAGUCAAGGAAAGUAUCCUGAGUGAUGAAGUGUACUGUCCCCCAGAGACUGCUGUGUUGCUUGGCUCCUAUGCUGUACAAGCCAAGUUUGGGGACUAUAUCAAAGAUACACACAAAUCUGGCUAUCUGAACUCAGAACGUCUCCUGCCACAAAGAGUUUUGGAUCAGCACAAGCUUUCCAGGGAGCAGUGGGAAGAGAGGAUAGAGGUGUGGCACUCAGAGCACCGCGGCAUGCUCAAAGAGGAUGCCAUGCUGGAAUACUUGAAGAUUGCCCAAGACUUGGAGAUGUAUGGCAUCAACUACUUUGAAAUUAAGAAUAAAAAGGGGACUGACCUCUGGCUGGGAGUGGACUCUCUGGGCCUAAAUAUUUAUGAGCAUGAUGACAAGUUGACCCCAAAGAUUGGAUUCCCCUGGAGUGAAAUCAGGAAUAUAUCCUUCAAUGACAAGAAAUUUAUAAUCAAACCCAUAGAUAAGAAGGCACCUGACUUUGUCUUUUAUGCUCCACGCUUGAGAAUCAACAAGCGAAUCUUGCAGCUCUGCAUGGGUAAUCAUGAGCUGUACAUGCGGCGCAGAAAGCCAGACACCAUUGAAGUGCAGCAGAUGAAAGCACAGGCCAAGGAAGAGAAAACACAAAAGCAUCUGGAACGACAGCAGCUUGAAAACGAGAAAAAGAAGAGAGAAGCAGUUGAGAAAGAGAAGGAACAAAUGAUCAGAGAGAAGGAGGAGCUCAUGCUCAGGUUGCAUGAAUACGAAGAGAAGACUAACAGGGCGGAAAGAGAACUGUCUGAACAGAUCAAGAGAGCUCGGGAACUGGAGGAAGAGAGGAUGAGAGCUCAGUUAGAAGCAGAGAGACUGGAGGCUGAACGUAUUGAGGCCCUCCAUGCCAAGGAGGAGCUGGAGAGACAAGCUCUGCUCCAGUUGAAGAGCAAAGAGCAGCUGGCAUUGGAGCUGGCAGAGUAUACAUCCAGGAUUACUCUACUGGAAGAAGCAAGGAGAGCCAAGGAGGAGGAGGUUGGCGAAUGGCAACUUAGGGCAAAGGAAGCCCAACAUGACCUGCUAAGAACAAAGGAAGAGCUUCAUAUGGUAAUGAGCGCCCCACCACUUCCUCCACCAAUGCCCCCACCACCAGUAUAUGAGCCGGUGAGAGCAUAUGUCAAUGAGCACCUGCAAGAUGAUGGAGUGGAAUACAGUGCAGAAUUCACCUAUGACAAUUUCCAUGAUGACCGCAAAGAGGAAGAGCGCAUCACUGAAGCAGAGAAGAAUGAGCGCGUACAGAAGCAGCUAAUGGCUUUGACAGAUGAGUUGUCUCAAGCACGGGAUGAAACCAAGAAGACACACAACGAUCUUCUACACACAGAAAAUGUGCGAGUGGGUCGCGACAAGUACAAGACCCUGCGGCAAAUCCGACAGGGCAACACCAAACAGAGAAUCGAUGAAUUUGAAGCAAUGUAAACGAUGUCACCAGACAGUCACAUCUCCUUAGAGGAUUGUAUUAUUGCUAUAUAGGGUCUAUGCAUGAUAAAAUUGGAUAGUUGACCCUUAAUUGCUGCAAAAAAAACCCCCAGCUUGAAAAUACAUAUUUCUCUUUAUUGCCCGUUCUUAAGCCAGCUCCAUGCUGAAAGCAUAAUACUAAAACAAUGCACCAUAGGGGCCAAACUGCAAACACUCAUUUGCACCAUGCAAUUAUUUAAGUAAAUAAUUAUUUAACUAUAAGUUGGUAAACCAUGUCCAAUAACGUAGCAGUUAAACUAAUGGUGCCAAAAGGCUAUUUGUUUUUUUUUUUUAUUGUGGAGCAUCAAAAAUAUUUUAUAAAGCUUGAUUUCAUUUUGAUACAGUCACUUCUUUCUGGCACCAGAUUAGAUCUACACUUAUGACAAUGGGUCAUUUUUGUUUAUAUUUUUUCACUGUAAAUCGCAUUGGUAUAUAUAUGCCUAUGAUUAAAGAAUUCUUUGGUGAAUAUUGUGCCAUACAUUUUUCUGUGUAAGUUUUCUUUUUCACCACAAACUAAAGAUAUGUAUUUACCCCACUGAUGGCUGACAUACAGUAUAUAUAAAGGGAAAUCAUAUUUUUGAGUGUUAAAUUUAAAAACAAAAUAAAAACAGUGUCAAAUAUUUUGUUAUGAAAACAUUGUGGGAAUAUUUACAUUUUGACACUAAUAUUCUUUAUGCCUCAAAUAUAUUUGUAUUCAUUUCUCUCUGUACUCUGUAUUGACUUACUGUAAAAUCUAUAUAAUACAGUCAGCAAAGACCAUAGUAGGCAAAAGUAUAGCUUUAAAUCAUACAGAAUGUAAAGUGCCACCUGAUGCAUGAUGGGAGUAGCUGAACUUUCCUGAUGUCUGAAAGAGGGAUUGGAUGGAACGGUAUUGCAGCCCAUAUUAAGGUUACCACGCAGCAAGAAGUGCAUUGGUAUACAAGUUGCUGCUUAUCUGUGCUUUCAGAAUGAAUAAACUACUUCAUGUUGAACUGUAUUUAUAGUAUGUUGCUGUAAUUAGUGCAUUAAUAAUGUAAUACAUUGCAUGCACCUGCACUAAUCUAUUUAAGCAUACAUCUGUUUAUCCACUCUCCCCCUUUGUAGUGCUAUCCUGAGCACAGAUUUAACUAUCAAUACUGUAACGUUGGGACCGUCUCAACAAUCACAAGCAAUUAAUUUUUUACUAUUCUAGAUCUGACCCAGAAUAGCCCGUUUCCACCUCUUUGACUAGUAUUUCUAUAUACCACAUGACCCAGAUCUGAAAGUUAUACUUUUACAUCAUGAUAAAAGAGUGACUGCUGGUACUAUAGGUGAUUUUUUAUUUUAUUAAUAUAAAUCUUUUGGGAUACUUUUACGGGCUCUGAUACAGUAAGAGUGAUAUAUAUUAUAAAAAAAGACAAAUCAGACUGCUGUAGGAUUUAGUAUUUUUGUAUAUUAUAGAAAAAAGUUUUUAAAUGUAAUCGAAAAAAAGAUAAAGUUUGCAUUGUAUAUUUUGUUAUCUUUUGCAGAUCAAGAAUAAAUUACAUAUGUAAAGUUU
This is a messenger RNA of Pseudophryne corroboree (corroboree frog), 3498 nucleotides long. RefSeq names its product ezrin (gene EZR). The transcript has 14 exons. Gene Ontology annotation, molecular function: cell adhesion molecule binding; actin binding. Gene Ontology annotation, cellular component: cytoskeleton; apical part of cell; microvillus. Lineage: Eukaryota; Metazoa; Chordata; Amphibia; Anura; Myobatrachidae. Bases 180 to 1943 code for a protein of 587 amino acids. Gene Ontology annotation, biological process: positive regulation of protein localization to early endosome; regulation of cell shape; positive regulation of early endosome to late endosome transport. The record is from RefSeq and is a predicted model, not a curated record.